Oreochromis niloticus (Nile tilapia) is the source of this 2205-nucleotide messenger RNA. RefSeq names its product coagulation factor VII, like (gene f7l). The transcript has 8 exons. The record is from RefSeq and is a predicted model, not a curated record. Gene Ontology annotation, cellular component: extracellular region. Bases 63 to 1355 code for a protein of 430 amino acids. Gene Ontology annotation, biological process: blood coagulation; proteolysis. Gene Ontology annotation, molecular function: calcium ion binding; serine-type endopeptidase activity. NCBI's taxonomy places the organism in Eukaryota, Metazoa, Chordata, Actinopteri, Cichliformes, Cichlidae.
GGGGGCUGGUUUGUAGUUUGUUUGUUCUCAACCUUUGAUCCUUUCAUAAGUUUAGAACAAACAUGGAGUCCAUUAGCAGAGACACGAAGCGUCUCUUCGUCUUACUACUGCUCAUCAUCGCUUCUAUCCCAUCAUGCACUGGGAUCCCAGAAGGCGUGAGUUUGGAAAAGUCUGAGGCCAGCGGAUUCCUCCAUCGCACUCGUCGAGCAAACUUUUUCCUGGAGGAAAUCAAGCAAGGCAAUCUGGAGCGUGAGUGCAUCGAGGAGAAAUGCUCCUAUGAGGAGGCCAGGGAGAUUUUUGCCCACCCACGACAGCUGGAGAACUUCUGGAGGACAUACACAGCUGUAGACAAAUGUUUGUCCUCUCCCUGUAAGAAUGGAGCGACAUGUACUCGAAACAUCGACACCUACAUCUGCAAAUGUCCACCAGGUUUCCAUGGGUACAACUGCGAAAAAGUGCGUUCAACCUCCCCCAGCUGUCGCUACAAAAAUGGAGGAUGUGAACAUUUCUGCAGAGAGCUUCAGGAUGGCUCUCACAUGUGCUUUUGUGCUCCAGGAUACAGACUUGAACUGGACAACAGUACCUGCAUGCCUGAAGAUGCUGUGGUCUGUGGAAGGCCUCAGCAACAUUUUACCCCCAGGGUUGUUAAUGGGAAAAUCUGUGCCAAAGGAGAUUGUCCGUGGCAGGCUCUUCUGACUGAAAAUCACAUGUUCUCCUGCGGUGCCAUCGUCUUGUCAGAUCGAUGGAUUUUAACUGCAGCUCACUGUGUUUAUCAAAAACCUAGCACCAUGCUCCACAUCACUGUUGGUGAGCAUGACAUAAGGGAAGAUGAAAAAACAGAACAGUGGCGGCGGGUGCUCAAAGUUGUGUGCCAUGAAGACUACAACGUGACUAGCUCCGACAGCGACCUGGCUUUGUUGAAGCUUCACCGCCCAUUAAAACUGGGCCGCCACGUCAUGCCCAUCUGCCUUCCUGCCCGCAAUAGCACCUUCACCCGGACGCUGGCAACCAUCCGCCACUCAACUGUGUCUGGUUGGGGUCGUCUGGCACAGUUUGGCUCCACCUCAAGAUACCUGCAGUGUCUGCAGCUGCCGAGGGUCCCGGUGCAGGAGUGCCGCCUCCACACCGGGCUCAACAUCACCAAGAACAUGAUUUGUGCUGGCUUCAAGCGUGGUGGCCAGGAUGCUUGCGAGGGUGACAGCGGGGGCCCACUGGUGACACAAUACAAGAAAACCUGGUUCCUUACAGGUGUGGUGAGCUGGGGGAAAGGGUGCGCCCAAAAAAACAUGUACGGCGUCUACACGAAGGUCACAAACUUCCUGGACUGGAUUGAGAAUGUCAUGGCAACUGGCUAAAAUUGGUUUUAGUCACUGUGUCAAAGCAGUUCAAGAGUUAAAGAGAGUAAGAAUCCAGUGUUAGAAACAUUAGAUCAGUAAUGAUUGUGAAGGAGACACAAAUGUAUAAAAAUAAUAUUCAUUUUCUGAUGCUGUGCUCAAAUAGAUUUAACUUCCAUGUACCUAAAAAAUGCCAGAUAUUUAGUUUCAGAAGCUUUGUGAACAAAAAAAGAAUUUUUGACUGUCAGCUGGAGGAAGGUGGUCCUGAACAAAGUCCAAAGUUUUGCAAAAUCAACAAACUAAAAAAUUAUUUGUUUUUCAAGUAAAUAAAUGGCCUGUAUUUAUAGAUAUAAAUUAAUCUGCUUGAAACUUUGAAGUUUUCUAUAGUGAUGGUAAAUGUAAACCAUCAACCAACAAUCAGUUUAAUCUAAAAGAUGCAAAGACAUCAGUUUACUCUGCAUGUUGAAAUAUUGUUUUUAACAAUAAAGAUGAAGUUCAGUGUUUUUCGUUUCUUUUCAUGCCCCUCACCCACUGUUUUGUUGUAGACAUGCAUCAGUUCUUAGGACCAGCGGGCCUCAUUUAGUAACAGUGGGUCCUUCAUGCACACAAAUCAGUGAUUUAUCAAUAUUUUCUUACAUGAAUUUGUUCGUUCUUUAUAAACAAAUUUGAAAUUGCCUCAGACUGUGUGAAGAAACAAAUGAACCACUGUUCCAGAUGUGUUGUAGUAUGUUCAGGUGAAACUUUGUGAAUCCAAACAUGUGCUGCCAUGUGAGGCUUAAUAAUAAUAAUUAAUAAUCAAGUGCAUUUGAUUAUGAGCACCUAAUUUCUACUUACUUUCGUAAUUCCUAUAGAAGAAGUAAUAGUGUAUUUA